GAUUUGCCUACACAGAUCUGAAGCUCCAAGCAAUUUUUUGCUACAGUCUGUUUUAAGACAUCAUUAAGCUAAAACACACUUUGGAAAAAUCUGAACUGCCAUAAUGAAAAUUCUGCUCCUAUUAACAAGUGGACUGCUCUUCCUCUCCUCCAGUUUAUGCCAGAAAGAAAACAAGUGCAACAGCAGCAGUUUGGGCUGUCAAGACGAUAUACCUCAUGUAAUCAAGACUUUCCGAGGCACUCCCCAAGACCAGCAUGAUGAGGAGAUCCCUCCUUUUGCCAUAGAAGGCCUGACAAAGACCAGCCACAACAAACAAAACAAGCUUUCUAGUGGGAAAUCCAAUGCCUCAUCACUAAAACUAAACAAUACCACAAUGGAGUACCUCACCAGCUCACUGAGCACAAAACUGAUACCAGCAGUGUAUUUAGCUGUUGUUUUAGUAGGGGUACCAUCAAAUGCCCUCAUUCUAUGGAUGCUGUUUUUCAGAAUGAGAUCAGUCCGUACUGCCAUAUUCUAUACCAACCUAGCCAUUUCAGACUUUCUGUUCUGCAUUACGUUGCCAUUCAAAAUCGCAUAUCACCUCAGUGGAAAUAACUGGAUAUUUGGAGAAGCGAUGUGCCGAAUCAUGACUGUGAUCUUCUAUGGCAACAUGUAUUGUUCCAUUCUACUCCUCACUUGCAUCAGCAUUAGCCGUUACGUGGCCAUUGUUCAUCCAUUCACUUAUAGGACUUUGCCUAAGCAACAUUUGACAACAUUUGCCUGCGGGAUGAUAUGGACCAUUGUCUUCUUAUACAUGUUGCCUCUGAGCUUAACGAAGCAAACCUAUUAUCUGGAUCAACUAAAUAUUUCUACUUGCCACGAUGUUCAUAGUGACUGUGAAACUGCGUCACCUUUCCAGUUUUAUUACUUCAUCUCUCUGGCUGUCUUUGGAUUCGUGAUCCCCCUUUGUAUUGCUAUUUUCUGUUACUUUUCGAUUAUCCGGACGCUCAAAGUUUACAAGAACAAGUGGCUCUGGUACAUUAAAAUCAGUCUCCUCAUCCUCAGUAUUUUUGCUGUUUGUUACACACCAAGUAACAUUAUACUGAUUGCUCAUCAGGUGAAUUACUACCACAGUGCUGGAGACAGUUUGUAUUUCUUUUACCUUAUUGCUUUAAGCCUCAGCAGUCUGAAUAGCUGCCUUGAUCCAUUUCUUUACUUCCUCACAUCCAAAGUUAAAGGAAAGACUAGUGCUUAUCUUACCAUGGCUAAAAUAGCUCAGGAAGAAUGUAGGUGA
Molecule: messenger RNA, 1273 nt
Organism: Gekko japonicus
Lineage: Eukaryota; Metazoa; Chordata; Lepidosauria; Squamata; Gekkonidae
Gene: F2RL2
Product: coagulation factor II (thrombin) receptor-like 2
Exons: 2
Coding region: 104-1273 (389 amino acids)
Biological process (GO): blood coagulation; phospholipase C-activating G protein-coupled receptor signaling pathway; thrombin-activated receptor signaling pathway
Cellular component (GO): membrane
Molecular function (GO): thrombin-activated receptor activity
Source: RefSeq, a predicted model, not a curated record